AUGACAACAAUGGGCGCCAAACGUGAUAUUAUUAACAUUCCCUACUCAGGAUACAUCCCUGGUGGGAUCAGUGUUGGCACUGAUGUUGUCAUCUCAGGCAGGCCCAAUCCUGACUUCACCAGAUUCUCCAUCAACCUGUGUGCCGGCCCGACCCAUGAUUCGGACACAGCCUUGCACUUUAACCCCAGGUUCAAUGAGGGAAAAGUGGUCAGGAAUCACAAGCAGGGAGGAAGCUGGGGGAUGGAGGAGACCAGUGGGGGCAUGCCCUUCCGCAGGGGCCAUAACUUUGAAUUUCAUAUGAAAGUUGAGGCUCAGUGUUAUAAGAUCACGAUAAACAACAAGCAUUUCUGUAACUUCCAUCACAGAAUCCCCAAAGAAAAAGUUCAGUAUUUGUACAUUGAAGGUGAUGUGACCAUCAGUUUCAUACAGUUCCGUGGACAAGGAGGG
This is a messenger RNA of Candidula unifasciata, 447 nucleotides long. The record is from the annotation of a GenBank genome assembly. NCBI's taxonomy places the organism in Eukaryota, Metazoa, Mollusca, Gastropoda, Stylommatophora, Geomitridae.